GGCCCCGAACAGUCAAAUUAUCUGAGACUGGAGAGAUGGUGAGUUGUAAAGUUUUGGCGCUACUGUUGGCAGUUCUGCUGGGAGUAGCUGCAGCCCAGCAGAAGGAUUGGUGGGAGACUACAGUGUUCUAUCAAAUCUAUCCGCGCUCGUUCUAUGAUUCGAACGACGAUGGUGUUGGAGAUGUGAAAGGAAUUACAGCGAAGUUACAGUAUUUGAAGGACUCCGGGUUGGAUGCUACGUGGCUGAGUCCAAUCUUCAAAUCUCCGCAGGAGGAUUAUGGCUACGAUAUUAGUGAUUUCCUGUCGGUGGAUCCACUGUUUGGUACUAAUGCUGAUCUGGAGGAACUGUUCGCGGAAGCGAAGAAAUUGGGAAUCAAAAUUAUUCUCGAUUUUGUUCCGAACCACACAAGUAACAUGCACGAAUGGUUUAUCAAAUCAGAACAGAGAAUUGAACCGUAUACGAACUAUUAUAUUUGGCACGAUGGCAAACCGAACGGAGGUGACCGACCUUUGGUGCCGAACAACUGGCAGUCUCUGUUUUACGGAUCCGCGUGGCAAUGGAGUGACAUUCGCCAGCAGUACUAUUUGCAUCAAUUUGCAGUAGGUCAACCGGAUCUGAAUUAUCGUAACGAAGCUGUGGUUAAAGAGUUUGACGAUAUUCUGCGCUAUUGGAUGGCGAGGGGUGCUUCUGGAUUCCGGGUGGAUGCUGUUAACCAUAUGUUUGAGGUGGAGGAUCUACGCGAUGAGCCGAUCAACAAUCCGGAUGAUCCGAAUAGCUACGGGUACACGCAUCACAUUUACACGAAGGAUCUUCCUGAGACCUACGAGGUUGUGGGUCGCUGGCGUAAAUUGAUAGAUAAUUACGUGGCUGCAAACGGACUUGAGACAGUGAUCAUGAUGACGGAGGCAUAUGCCAAUCUCACUAUGACCAUGAAGUACUAUCAGUCGGAUGAUGGAAGCCCAAGAGCACAUUUCCCAUUCAAUUUCGCCAUGAUUGAAGAUUUAAGCGACUGGUCUAAUGCCUAUGAUUUCAAAUACGUCAUUGAUCGAUGGUUGGGCAACAUGCCCAGCGGAAAAAUUACGAACUGGGUCUUGGGGAAUCACGACAAACCUCGUUUCGCAAGCCGGUAUGGUCGUGACCGUGUCGAUGGAAUGGCACUUAUGCUGAUGACUCUACCUGGAGCUGCUGUGGUGUACAACGGUGAAGAAAUCGGUAUGGAAGAUUUCCGGGACAUGUCCUAUGAAGAUACCAGGGAUCCACAGGGUUGUAACCUUGGUCCAGACGGGUACAAGUGGGCUUCGAGAGAUCCACAGCGAACGCCCUUCCAGUGGAAUAAUGGUUACAACGCUGGAUUCUCUAAUGCUGCCAAGACAUGGCUUCCAAUGCACCCUAACUACGCUAGCAACAAUCUUCGCCAACAGCAGGAGGCAAGUAUCAGCACGUACAAGUUUUACGUUGAUGCUAUAAAACUUCGCAAGGAACGGGUUUUCACACAUGGAGCAUUCCAAUCGUACGCCUUCAACAAUGAAGUAUUCGGUAUAGUUCGAUACAUCCAUGAGCACGAGAAUCGGUACCUGGAUCCAUACAAUGCUGUGCUUAUUAAUCUGUCUGGAAGCGAGCAGAAGGUUUACGUUCAUCACAUGUAUGAGUACGCCAGUGAGAGCGCCACCGUUAAGUUGUCUAGUAAGCAGUCUUGCUACAACGUUGGAGAUAGUGUUGGAACGGGAGGUCUCACACUUGGUCCGUACGAGGCCGUUGUGAUCGGUAAUUGACGAAGUUUUAGCUAUCUUGAAUGGAAGGUUAAAUAAAGUUUUCU
This is a messenger RNA of Wyeomyia smithii (pitcher-plant mosquito), 1816 nucleotides long. RefSeq names its product maltase 1-like. The transcript is spliced from 2 exons. Bases 36 to 1772 code for a protein of 578 amino acids. The record is from RefSeq and is a predicted model, not a curated record. Lineage: Eukaryota; Metazoa; Arthropoda; Insecta; Diptera; Culicidae. Gene Ontology annotation, biological process: carbohydrate metabolic process.